CUUUCAUGAAAAAGAUGAUGGAGAUAAAGAUGACAGCUCUGAUGAAGAGGAUCUUCCACCCAUUUGUAUACGAAUGGGUGGAGCAUUAAAGAAAGCACCAUCGACUGAUCGACUUCCAGUUAUUGGAACGGGCGAGGCAGCGCAUGACCAGCCUGCACGUGAAGACCCUCCUGAUGAGGCUUCUCCCUGUGAUCAGGACCCUGUUUUCCCAUCCCCACAGCAGGUCCUUUGUGAAGAUGACAUCGUUGGUGCCAGAGCUUCAAUAGUAUACGAGGACUGCUUGAGACAGCUGGCUACAUUUCUGAUCCUGCCUGUGAAAAAAUGUACAGGGCGUUUAAAGACUGGUGUUGUGUGUGACUGUGUUGCCCCCUUUGAGAUCAACAUCACUUCCAAGGGCACAGCAACGAGUGUCGAAUGGAUCUGUCCCAAUGGACACAGCUUGUGGAGGUGGAAUUCCCAGCCUGUAAUGAAGUGUGGGACGCAAGCUGGAGAUUUUCUCUUGUCCACCAACAUUUUGUUGUCUGGCAACGACUAUGCGAAGGUCGCCCUCUUGUUCAAGUUCAUGAACAUGGGGAUGGUGAAGAAGAACACCUUCGUGUCCAUUCAGGACGCUUACUGUGUGGACACAGUGAAGGCCUUCUGGGAAGAGAGGAGGACUGAGGCCCUCAGUGGCCUUCAGGGGAAAGAUGUUGUGGUCCUAGCAGAGAACGACACCAAGGAGAUCAUUCAUGUUGCCACCAUCAACAAGCAGCAGACAUCCUGCAACUCAGUCGUCAUGGAGAAGGAGGGUUUUAUUGAGACUGUGGACAAGCUUACAUCAGAGAUAAAGCAAGAGGAGAUCUGCACAGGUGCUAAUGCCCAGAUCACAGCCCUUAUGAACCCAGACAAAGGCAGAUACAAAGAUGUUGGAAUUCAUCACAGUCUGGACAUGUGGCAUGGUGCCAAGAACCUGGUAAAAAAAUAGCUGCUGCACCAUGGGUUGACAUUAUUCACCAUGUCUGUGACAUUUGUACCUGGACUAUGGGAAGGUGUCAACAUGGGCACCUUGAAGAAACUCGUGGAAAGGCGUGGAUCCAGAGAGACUCCAGGUGCCACAAAGCUUUAGUGGACAUCGUUCUCAAUGAGCGUUGGCUGAAGGAUGUGCAUAAAUACCUGCGCUUCAGAUCAAAUACAGACCUAGAGGUAUUCCAGAACCAUAUAUUGAUGUAUGCCAGCAAGCGCAUCACCUUCAGUCCCCCAGUUUAUGAGGCAAGAGUUCUGCUUGCCGCUCUGGACUAUAACUUCCACCGGAACCGACCAACAUUGAAAACAGCAGAAGGCAAAGAGAUUUUCAGAAGGCUGCACAAGACAAAAAGCAGAAGACACAGGUUAUAUGCCCUGAAAUCUAAAAAUACCUGCGCAUACAUCUCUGAUCUGCAAGCAAGGAUUGUAAAGAGGAGAAUCACAAGUGGAGUGGGGAUGCCUCGAAAGAAGUCAGUUUUCCCUGCAGAUGUCCAGCAGUUUUUGGUGAUUAAAGAAGAGGUUCCCUCUGGGUGGAGCCCCAGUCUGGACCAGGAGGACCCAGAGCUCCUACACAUAAAAGAAGAACAGGAGGAACUCUGGAUCAGUCAGCAGGGAGAGCAGCUUAAUGGACUGGAGGAGGCUGAUAUCACCAGGUUCCCAUUCACUGCUGUUACUGUGAAGAGUGAAGAUGAGGAAGAGAAACCUCAGUCUCCACAGCUUCAUCAAAGCCAAACUGAGGACAACAGAGAGGCAGAGCCUUCAGCCAGCAGCUCAGCUACGCAGAUAAAAACAGAAACUGAUGGAGGAUCAGAACCUGCUGGGAACCUUGAUCCAGAUAGUCAUUUACAACCAGAUACUGAUGAAAAAGCUUCAGACACUGAAGUCAGUGAAAAUGACUGGCAAGAACCUUUGUCAGAUUCUGAAGCUGAAACUGAAGACAGUGACAAUGGUUGGAAGGAGACCAGAGCACCUGAGUCAGGUGUAAAUGCUCUGAAAUAUAAGGAAGCUCCUGUAAGUGAUGCAGGAUGUAAUGCUGGGAAAGAAUCAUUUAGCUGCUUUGAAUGUGAUAAACAAUAUCAACACAAGGGGUCUCUUCAGAGACACAUGAAGUGUCAUUCAGGAAAAAGGUCCUCCAGCCGUCUGGUUAAUAAGAAAUGUUUCAGAAUGAAGCAAAAUGUAGAUUCACAAAGAAGAGUCCACACAAGAGAGAAACGAUUUGCUUGUGAUGUUUGUGGUAAAAGGUUUAACCAGCAGACACAUCUUACAUUACACAUGAGCGUCCACACAGGAGAGAAACGUUUUGGUUGUGAUGUUGUGGGAAGAGAUUUAAAAGGAUGUCACAUCUUAAGCUGCACAUGAGAGCUCACGCAGGAGAGAAAACAUUUG
Messenger RNA from Micropterus salmoides (largemouth bass), 2388 nucleotides. RefSeq lists its product as uncharacterized. NCBI's taxonomy places the organism in Eukaryota, Metazoa, Chordata, Actinopteri, Centrarchiformes, Centrarchidae. Bases 74 to 964 code for a protein of 296 amino acids. The record is from RefSeq and is a predicted model, not a curated record. The transcript has 9 exons.